UCUUGCUCUGCCGCGGUGGGUGUAAAGUGCCGGCUGGGGCCCCGCGUUGGAUUCCACUUCGAUUUUGGAAGGUUGACUGCAUGGUUCCCUUGUAGUCUCUGGGAACACACAUUACACCACUGAAAGAGAGCUGCUUCUGCUCUGUCCCAUCUUUUUCCUCACCCAAGGUCCUGCAUGUCUAAUAUUUAGACAUGUUCAGCUUUGUGGAUUCACGGACUGUUCUGCUACUUGUAGCAUCCCAAGUUGUUUUACUAUCCAUUGUCAGAUGUCAGGAAGAGGAUGACCACGUGGCUAUUGGUGCUAAGGGCCAGAAGGGGGAACCCGGCGAGAUUGCAGAUGUUGUAGGAGCAAAUGGACCAGCAGGCCCUAUGGGCCCCUCAGGCGAGCAGGGACCUCGUGGAUCAGCCGGAGCUAAGGGUGAUAAGGGAAAUGUUGGCCCCAGAGGCAGAGAUGGCGAGCCUGGCACCCCAGGGAACCCCGGACCCCCUGGCCCACCCGGACCUAAUGGACCUGCAGGCCUUGGCGGGAACUUUGCUGCUCAGAUGGCAGGUGGAUUCGACGAGAAAGCUGGAGGUGCACAGAUGGGAGUGAUGCAAGGACCUAUGGGCCCUAUGGGUCCCCGUGGUCCCCCUGGCCCUUCUGGAGCCCCUGGCCCACAAGGUUUCCAAGGUAACCCCGGAGAGACUGGAGAGCCAGGCCCAGCUGGCCCACUGGGACCACACGGACCACCCGGACCUUCUGGCAAACCAGGAAGUGAUGGUGAGGCUGGCAAACCUGGAAAGGCUGGUGAGCGUGGACCUGCAGGACCUCAGGGAGCUCGUGGAUUCCCCGGAACUCCUGGUCUUCCUGGAAUCAAAGGACACAGGGGUCACCCUGGUCUGGAUGGAGCUAAGGGAGAAGGCGGUGCUGCUGGAGCUAAGGGUGAGGGUGGUGCUCCCGGAGAGAACGGCGCGUCUGGACCAAUGGGACCACGUGGUCUGUCUGGCGAGAGAGGCCGUCCCGGACCUUCUGGCUCUGCUGGUGCCCGAGGUAAUGAUGGCUUGCCUGGCCCUGCUGGUCCUCCCGGGCCUGUUGGGCCUGCUGGAGCACCCGGUUUCCCUGGAUCCCCAGGAGCCAAGGGAGAAGCUGGCCCCACUGGUGCACGUGGAACUGAGGGCGCACAGGGACCCCGUGGAGAGGCUGGUACACCCGGAUCUCCUGGACCCGCUGGUGCCUCUGGCAACCCUGGUACUGAUGGUAUCCCUGGAGCUAAAGGAUCUGCUGGCGCUUCUGGAAUUGCUGGUGCACCUGGUUUCCCCGGACCCCGUGGCCCCCCCGGACCUCAGGGAGCAACAGGACCUCUUGGACCCAAGGGACAGUCUGGAGACCCCGGUAUUCCUGGCUUCAAAGGAGAGGCUGGUCCCAAGGGAGAGCUUGGCCCUAUAGGUCCCCAUGGCGCCCCUGGCCCCGCUGGCGAGGAGGGCAAGAGAGGAGCAAGAGGAGAGCCCGGUGCUGCUGGACCACUUGGACCUCCUGGCGAGAGAGGAGCUCCCGGUAACCGUGGUUUCCCAGGUCAGGAUGGUCUUGCAGGUUCUAAGGGAGCCCCUGGUGACCGUGGUGUUCCCGGCGUGGGUGGGCCUAAGGGAGGCACUGGUGACCCCGGCCGCACAGGAGAGCCUGGUCUUCCUGGAGCCAGAGGUCUCACUGGUCGCCCUGGAGAUGCUGGUCCUCAAGGCAAAGUUGGUCCUGGUGGUGCUGCUGGUGAGGAUGGUCGCCCCGGCCCACCUGGUCCUCUGGGAGCCCGUGGCCAGCCUGGUGUGAUGGGAUUCCCCGGACCAAAGGGAGCCAAUGGUGAGCCUGGCAAGGCAGGAGAGAAGGGUCUUGUGGGUCGUCAAGGUCUGAUCGGUCUGGCUGGUAAAGAUGGUGAGACUGGUGCUGCUGGACCUCUUGGCCCUCCUGGACCUGCUGGAGAGAGAGGAGAGCAAGGAGCUGCUGGACCUUCAGGCUUCCAGGGUCUGCCCGGACCUGCUGGCCCCCCAGGAGAGGGAGGCAAGCCUGGUGAUGCGGGUGUUCCUGGAGAGGCUGGUGCUGCUGGUGCUACUGGACCUAGAGGCGAGCGUGGUUUCCCUGGUGAGAGAGGCGGUGCUGGACCUCAGGGUCUGCAGGGACCUCGUGGACUUCCUGGAACUCCCGGAAGUGAUGGACCGAAGGGAGCCAUUGGGCCAUCUGGUGGUGCUGGAGCUCAGGGACCCCCAGGUCUGCAGGGUAUGCCAGGAGAGAGGGGAGCUGGUGGAAUCUCCGGCGCCAAGGGUGACAGAGGUGACAAUGGAGAGAAAGGACCUGAGGGCGCUUCUGGAAAAGAUGGUUCUAGAGGUUUGACUGGUCCCAUUGGUCCUCCUGGCCCAGCUGGUCCCAAUGGCAUAAAGGGUGAGGGUGGACCUUCUGGCCCAACUGGUGCUGCUGGUGCCCGUGGUGCUCCUGGUGACCGUGGUGAGGGUGGUCCCCCCGGGCCUGCUGGCUUCGCUGGGCCACCUGGUGCAGAUGGUCAGCCUGGAGCCAAGGGAGAGUUAGGCGAGGCUGGACAGAAGGGAGAUGGUGGUGCCCAUGGACCUCAAGGACCCUCUGGGGCCCCUGGACCUGUGGGUCCCACUGGUGUUUCUGGACCUAAAGGAGCUCGUGGUGCCCAGGGGGCUUCUGGUGCUACUGGUUUCCCUGGUGCUGCUGGAAGAGUUGGUUCUCCCGGGCCUAACGGUAACCCUGGUGCUGCUGGCCCCGCUGGUCCUGCUGGUAAAGACGGUCCUAAGGGAGUUCGUGGUGACUCUGGAACCCCAGGAAGACAGGGAGAUGCUGGGCUGCGUGGAGCUGCUGGAGCCCCUGGCGAGAAGGGAGAUGCUGGCGGGGAUGGUCUCCCUGGUCCCGAUGGUCCUUCAGGUCCCCAGGGUCUGGCUGGGUCACGUGGUAUUGUUGGUCUGCCUGGGCAGCGUGGAGAGAGGGGCUUCCCUGGCCUUCCUGGUCCUUCUGGAGAGCCCGGUAAGCAGGGAGCUCCUGGUGCUGGUGGUGACCGUGGACCCCCUGGGCCUGUGGGGCCUCCUGGACUGUCUGGACCUUCUGGCGAGCCCGGAAGAGAGGGCAACACUGGAUCUGAUGGGCCCCCUGGUAGAGAUGGAUCCACCGGAGUCAAGGGUGAGCGUGGUAACACUGGUCCUGCAGGUGCACCUGGCGCCCCCGGCGCUCCCGGUGCCCCCGGCCCUGUUGGCCCCCUGGGCAAGCAGGGAGACAGAGGAGAGGGAGGUGCUCAAGGACCUGCCGGACCCGCUGGACCAGCUGGCGCUAGAGGAAUGGCUGGACCCCAAGGACCCCGUGGAGACAAGGGAGAGGCUGGCGAGACAGGAGAGAGGGGACAGAAGGGACACCGUGGCUUCACCGGUCUGCAGGGUCUUCCUGGACCUCCAGGCUCCGCUGGAGACCAGGGAGCUGCUGGACCUGCCGGACCUAGUGGUGCUAAGGGACCCCCUGGCCCAGUCGGCCCCGCUGGUAAGGAUGGAUCUAACGGUCAGCCUGGACCCCUCGGACCCCCUGGACCUCGUGGUCGUUCUGGAGAAACUGGCCCUGCUGGUCCACCUGGUAACCCCGGACCCCCUGGUCCUCCUGGUCCUCCCGGCCCUGGCAUCGACAUGUCUGCCUUUGCUGGCCUGUCUCAGCCUGAGAAGUCUCCGGAUCCCCUGAGGUACAUGAGAGCUGACGAGGCGUCCAGCUCCCUGAGGCAGCACGACGUGGAGGUGGACUCCACACUCAAGUCCCUCAACAACCAGAUUGAGAACCUGCGCAGCCCUGAUGGUAGCCAGAAGAACCCUGCCCGCACCUGCAGAGACCUCAAACUGUGCCACCCAGAGUGGAAGAGCGGUGACUACUGGGUGGAUCCUAACAUUGGUAGCACAGCUGAUGCCAUCAAGGUCUUCUGCAACAUGGAGACUGGCGAGACCUGUGUGUACCCCAGCAUAGCCAACGUGCCUCAAAAGAACUGGUGGACAAGCAAGAGCAACGACCGCAAACAUGUCUGGUUCGGAGAGACCAUGAAUGGAGGAUUCCACUUCAGCUACGCUGAGGACGGUACCAACGCUGCCAGUAUCCAGCUGACCUUCCUGAGGCUGCUGUCCACGGAAGCGUCUCAGAGCCUCACCUACCACUGCAAGAACAGCGUGGCCUAUAUGGACGCAUCCACUGGCAACCUGAAGAAGUCUCUGCUGCUCCAGGGCUCCAACGACGUGGAGAUCAGAGCUGAGGGAAACAGCCGCUUCACCUACAGCGUUAUGGAGGAUGGCUGCAAGAAACACACAGGCCAGUGGGGAAAGACUGUCUUCGAGUACAAAACACAGAAGACCUCCCGUCUGCCCAUCGUGGACAUUGCUCCCAUGGACAUUGGAGGAGCGGACCAGGAGUUCGGUGUGGAUGUGGGAACAGUCUGCUUCUUGUAAAGUGAAAUAAACACAACGGCAAAAAACUCAAAUAUGAAAGAAAUAACUCAACUAUGAAACAAUACACACUCUACAAAAAAGAAGACUGACUUUUUAAAAAAAGGACACUUUUUCUCUGGCAAAGUGCUCUCCUUCAAGUUGUACUCCAUGGAUGUUAGCGCUGAAGGGCACCGGCAUUCCAGCAUUCCCUGUCAACCCACUUCCUGAGAUCCAGUCAUGUUUCCCAUGGCCCACAGUUGACGGGAAUGAGCCAGGAGGAAGAGGGACCAAGCCAAGAGACGAGUGAUGAAGAAACAGAAACAUGACUCGAUGUCACUUAUUUAUUGUCUAAACCUUACAUGGGCAGAGGUUAGGUACAGUAGGACUGGGGAGCUUCACCAUAAGAGCAACACAAGCCCAUCCUACCACAGAAGACCUAGAACCUCCCACUUCUACUCCACCUCCCUCCCCCGUCUCCUCCCCAACCUAGCUACAAAUAUGCCAUUUUGAAUCAAUGUGGACCAAAACAUAUUUUCAGUUAUUAUAGUCCAAGUCCUCCAAAUGUUUUUUACCAUCAAGACGAGGAGAGAAACUUUUACUGUGCAUUAUAAAUAUUUGGUUCUGUGUUGUAAAAGUGUGUGUUUAUAAAACAGCCAGAUGGUUUUAUAUAUAUUUCCACAUUGUGUGUGUACAUGUGUCUAGAUAUAUGCACACAAACACUUUUUGGAAAAUGAGGAUUCAUUUGGGAUGUAUUUUUCCAUGGUCUUUUACCCCUUCACUGUCCAUUAGAUCAAAAUAUCUUACUUAGUUCACAAACAACUUACAUUUUCUAAUAAAAUUGGGGAAAGUUGUAGUCAUCCUGAUUGUUUAAAGCUACCUCACGCUGAAAAACACAGUGAAAACAUUCACCUUAAAUCUUGAGCUGACCAACAUGUGCUUUUGGGUGGAACUGGGGCUGAACGGCCAUCUUUGCUUUGGGGUGCUCCAUCUUCAGAAGGUGCUAUGAGUUCUAGAAUUCAGUCUCUGCCAUCCCCCCCCCAAUUCCCACUAGCCUCACACCACACACACACACCCCACCCUGGAGGACAGGUGCAGCCAGGCAAAGCAGAGAACCAAGGGACUUUGGGUAGUACCCUAUGGAGUCCAUGCCCCACAAAUAGAAUCACGGGACUCCAAGGAGAGCCGCCCAAACAACCAGGGUGGGUUGUCUCUGUGUGUGUGAGGGUGUGUAUAUUUGUUUUGUUAUUAUUACAUUUUAUUAUGAUCAUGAUCAUUUUUUUGUUUUGUUUAUUUUGUUACACUUUUAAUUGAUGUAAAUUGGAAAUAAAAAGAAAAUACCAAGUAACAAUUAAGUUGACUUUUAACUGAGUUUCUUUUAAAUAAGUACAGAAAAGGCAUGAGGGUUGGAUAGCUUUUUCUGUUAACUGAACCCAAGGCCUGUGUACUGUUUUUGUUGUUGAGAGGUCAGUUACCCUUUUUAAGGGUUUGAGUGCAUGGCAUGUGUGUAAGUAUGCAUGUGUGAGUGUGUUUUCCUAUGAGAGAAUGUCAUAACACAGGAAUGAAAGUACUGUAUUCAUUCACCGGUUUCAGGGUGGUGUCAGGCAUGGUUGGCUUCUUUUUGUUAGAAGGCAUAAAUACAGUAGAGCAAAUGAUGUGCUGAAUGGAAUUGAAGUAUUUUGUACAUUAACAGUAAUGUUUUAAAGAUGCUUCAAGACAUGGCCACGUAGGUGUUUGUCAGCGUUUGGUGAUCCGCUUGUCUGUUUCCCUUCCUCUCCACCUCUCCAUAUCUUUCUUCUGAGCAAUAAAAAUUAGCCUGAAAAGACUAAACAGUGA
Oncorhynchus keta (chum salmon) is the source of this 6266-nucleotide messenger RNA. Its product is annotated as collagen alpha-1(II) chain-like. The transcript has 53 exons. Bases 192 to 4454 code for a protein of 1420 amino acids. Lineage: Eukaryota; Metazoa; Chordata; Actinopteri; Salmoniformes; Salmonidae. Gene Ontology annotation, cellular component: collagen type II trimer. The record is from RefSeq and is a predicted model, not a curated record. Gene Ontology annotation, molecular function: extracellular matrix structural constituent.